AUGAAUGCCGUGUUUGAAAGUCUGACGCUGAACGUGACAACGAGAAUAAUGGCAGGCAAGAAAUCGCACGUGUUCGGCGACGACAACAGUAGUGAUCAGGAGGACAUCAAUGAGGAGGCGGAGACGAAACGGAUCGGACGGCUGAUCAAAGAGUUCAUGAAGUUGGCCGGCUUGCCUGUGAUCUCGGACGUCAUCCCACUCCUGAGCUGGACCCGUGGGUUGGCUGGGAGCGUGAAGGCUAUGCGACGCGUUGCUGCCGAUUUCGAGCCCAUCUUGUCAAAUUGGAUAUCCCAAGUUCCCAACACGAGGCGGUUUCUGCUGCUGCUGCUGAUAAUCGCCAUCAGGAUGUCAUCCACGUUCUGUUAUCCUCUAUCAAAGGGGAUUACUACGAUGAGGUGUUUGGCCAUAUUCCCCGCGAGAAAGCCAUCAAUGGCACCAUUAUGGUAA
Molecule: messenger RNA, 447 nt
Organism: Linum tenue
Lineage: Eukaryota; Viridiplantae; Streptophyta; Magnoliopsida; Malpighiales; Linaceae
Source: the annotation of a GenBank genome assembly